GUAUUCUUAGUUAAACUCAGCUAAUGGCAAGGACUAGACAAACAUCGAGAAAGAUUUACAGAAAGAAAUUUUCAAGAAGAAAUCUUGGAAUCAAAGUUGAAAAUGAGGCUGUUUUUGGAGCAAUAUUACAAAAUGAUUUAGCUGGAAUAAAGAAACCACACAAAUUCAGACCAGAAACUGCGGCUUUCAGAGAAAUAAGGAAGCUUCAGGAGUCGACCGAUCUAUUGAUCUGAAAGAGUCCUUUUCAAAGGCUCGUAAGAGACAUCGCACUGGACUUUAAUAUUGGCUUGAGAUUCGAACCUAAAGCUAUGCUUGCUCUUCAGGAAGCAUCUGAAGCUUACAUGGUAAAUUUGUUCGAAGAUGCAAAUCUCUGUGCCACUCAUGGUCAAAGAGAGACUGUCGCUCCCAAGGAUCUUGAGCUAGCUAGAAGAUUAAGAGGAGAACUAAAUUAAGGCGCUCAUUUAUAAUU
This is a messenger RNA of Moneuplotes crassus, 469 nucleotides long. NCBI's taxonomy places the organism in Eukaryota, Ciliophora, Spirotrichea, Euplotida, Euplotidae. The record is from the annotation of a GenBank genome assembly.